This is a messenger RNA of Choloepus didactylus (southern two-toed sloth), 423 nucleotides long. It is a transcript of the gene RPL38, whose product is annotated as ribosomal protein L38. Gene Ontology annotation, biological process: protein-RNA complex assembly; translation. Gene Ontology annotation, molecular function: structural constituent of ribosome. The transcript is spliced from 5 exons. Gene Ontology annotation, cellular component: ribosome; cytosolic large ribosomal subunit. The record is from RefSeq and is a predicted model, not a curated record. Lineage: Eukaryota; Metazoa; Chordata; Mammalia; Pilosa; Megalonychidae. The coding region runs from base 164 to 376 and encodes 70 amino acids.
UUUUUACCGUUGGCUCUGUUUCUCGGCGGUGUGUGGGAAAGUGGGGUUAAUCCGGGGUAAUCCUCUGCCGGUUGAAAUUUGGGCACCCCAGACCUGGAUCGAGGUUACGGGGAAGGAGGAGGGGGUGCAGGUCAGCGCCCGCCUCCCAGCGCGCCUCGUCACCAUGCCUCGCAAAAUUGAGGAAAUCAAGGACUUCCUGCUCACAGCCAGGCGAAAGGAUGCCAAAUCUGUCAAAAUCAAGAAAAAUAAGGAUAAUGUGAAAUUUAAAGUUCGGUGCAGCAGAUACCUUUAUACCUUGGUCAUCACAGACAAAGAGAAGGCAGAGAAGCUGAAGCAAUCCCUGCCCCCAGGUUUGGCGGUGAAGGAGCUGAAAUGAACCAGAUGUGCUGAUUUGAACUGUAUUAAAAUUUUAAAAAUUCUUAA